Clonostachys solani is the source of this 1572-nucleotide messenger RNA. The record is from the annotation of a GenBank genome assembly. Lineage: Eukaryota; Fungi; Ascomycota; Sordariomycetes; Hypocreales; Bionectriaceae.
AUGGUUGGGGUCCCUGGGCGCAGCAAGGCCUGCACUACUUGCCGAAGGCGCAAGGUCAAAUGCGAUGAGGCCAAGCCCACUUGCCAGCGCUGCGCAAAGGGCGGGUUCGAGUGCCUGGGAUAUGUCAAGAAAAAGAUAUGGUUUCACACGUCCACAGCACCGUUCCCUGGGCAGGCUUCCUCGUUGUCGGAUGCCCGGCGGAUGAGGCUUGUGGCCGGGCGUGCGCAAGCAGCAUCGCCCCCGAGCGAGCUUAGCCUUAUCGCGUUCAAGGACGAUUUUUGUAUUAGCUUCACCUUUGCCAAUUUCGUCUGGCGGUCGUACGGCUCCCCAUGGCUCGAGCAGGCAGCCCAGGGCAAAUUGGGUGCUCUGGCCCUCGAUGCGACGCGAGGUCUCUCGCAGUCCAACUUUGGGAAAGCCAACCACCAGUCAGUGAUUGAACUCGAGGGCGUGCAGCGAUAUAGCACGUGCCUCAAUAUCCUCAGGGAUGCCCUCAUGAUUGGGGUAACAGGGGAGCUCUUGGUCCCCAUUCUCAUCAUGCUGAUUCACUCGUCUUCCAAUGCCGAUCGUGCCGGAUCAAUGUUUCAUCUCAAAGGAAUUGCACACCUGCUCAAUAUUGUUGGCCCAGAGGCUUUCCAACAACAGCCAUUGAUGAACGCUUUCGAAUCUGCAAGAGGGACGCUGAUAAUCGCCAGUCUGAUGAGCAAACAACGCCUGUUUCUUGAUGAAGAGAGAUGGCGAACAGUGCCAUGGGCGCGCAAUAGCCACCUGAAGACGCCACAGAGCGAACUUGCGGACAUCCUUGUUAUUAUACCGGGGAUACUUCAGGACCAUUCCAAUCUAGAGAUCGUAAAUGACGGGCGUCCAGGGCGAUUAGCCGACCUCCUGGACAAGGUGAAGGCGCAACUUACGAAGCUCUAUGAAUGGCGUUGGCGAUGGCAGGUCCGCUCUGGCAAACUUGUCAGCGCAGAGGAGAACGAGCAGAAUCGCACUUUCUCUGCCGGCAUAGGUUCCUCUGAUGUGCCGCAUUACAGAACUCGCCUGCAUUUUGCAACCUUCUCUGCCGCUGUGGAGUUGAUGGUCUACAACGCCACCCAGAUGUGGCUCCUUGCCCUGCUCUGGAAGAUGGACCCUAUGCACGCUGCCGGACACAUCGAAAACUGCGCAAAGGCCGCCGCCAUGUUUCAUGCUGGUUGCUCAACGGCCACUCAUGACUUCUACAAACCUCUCCGACGCCCUGGCGGAGCCGUCACUGUACGCGAUCCAGCCUUGGAGGUUUGUCGGGCGUUUGAGUGGAUCACCCAUCAUCAUCAUGAGAACAAUGAGCCUGUGUUCUUGUACCUUUUCCCUAUGGGCAUGGCGAUGAGUGUCCUGUAUGGAAACCCUGCCGACGAGGCCUGGAUUAAGGGGAUGCUCAACAGGAGCCCGAUCACGGCAAGCUAUAUCCAGUCGCAGGACGGGAGUGCGGCAAGCUUCGGUUGGUAUUUGACCCUUGAAGCAAUCCAUCCUGAGUCAGUCCAUGCGACGGAGCAGUUGUACUCUCCAGCGAUUGAGGCUAUGCCUGGAGACCCUUGA